AUGGCGGCGGCCUUAGAGGAGGAAGAAAUUGACAAUGAUGAUUAUUAUUCACUUCUUAAUGUCAGAAGAGAGGCGACGCAGGAGGAGCUGAAGUCCUCUUACCGGCGACUGUGCAUGCUUUACCACCCUGACAAGCACCGGGACCCUGAACUGAAGCGGCAGGCUGAGCAAUUGUUUAAUCUGGUGCAUCAAGCCUAUGAAGUACUCAGUGAUCCACAGUCCAGGGCCAUCUAUGACAUCUAUGGGAAGAGAGGGCUGGAUAUUGAAGGAUGGGAGGUGGUGGAGAGGAAGAGGACGCCAGCGGAGAUCAGGGAGGAGUUUGAGCGCUUGCAGCGAGAGAGGGAGGAGAGAAGACUACAGCAAAGGACCAAUCCUAAGGGUACGAUUAGUGUAGGUGUGGAUGCCACAGAUCUCUUCGAUCGCUAUGAAGAAGACUAUGAGGAUAUGCCAGGUGGGGGCUUUCCACACAUCGAGAUCAACAGAAUGCACAUUUCUCAGUCAAUAGAGGCUCCUCUGACGACCUCUGACACGGCUGUCCUCUCUGGCUCUCUCUCCACGCACAAUGGUAAUGGAGGGGGCAACAUUACUCUGGCACUGCGGAGGGUCACCUCUGCCAAGGGCUGGGGAGAGGUGGAGUUCGGUGCAGGAGACACGCAUGGGCCACUCUUUGGUUUGAAGAUAUUCCGCAACCUCACCCAGCGCUGCUUCCUGACAGCGCAGUGUGGGAUGCAGUUCUCCUCCCGGGGGGUGCGGCCAGGAGUCACCACGGUGUUGGCCCGUCACCUGGACAAGAAUACCAUGGGCUAUCUGCAAUGGCGUUGGGGAACCCAGUCCUCCAUGAACACCAGCAUCGUUAGGGACACCAAGAGCAGCCACUUCACCUUCGCUGUGCAGUUGGGGAUUCCGCACUCCUUCUUGAUGAUGAGCUACCAGUACAAAUUCCAGGAUGAAGACCAGACCAAGAUCAAAGGCUCCGUCAAGUCAGGGUUUUUCGGCACAGUGGUGGAGUAUGGGGCGGAGCGCAAGAUCAGUCGGCACAGCGUGCUGGGGGCUACGGUCAGCAUAGGAGUCCCCCAGGGCGUGUCCCUCAAAAUCAAACUGAACAGGGCCAGUCAGACCUACUUCUUCCCCAUUCACCUGACGGACCAGGUGCUGCCCAGCGCUGUCUUCUAUGCCACCGUUGGGCCGCUGGUCUUCUACUUGGCCAUCCAGAGGCUCGUCAUCAAGCCCUACGUGCGCGCUCAGAAAGAAAGUGACCUGGAGAAACAGCGGGAGAGCAGCGCCACGGAAACCGCGAGGAAGAAGCAGGAGGCGGAGUCAGCCGUUCUGCUGAUGCAGGAGUCUGUGCGCAGAAUCAUAGAGGCAGAGGAGUCCAGGCUGGGUCUCAUCAUUCUUAAUGCCUGGUACGGCAAGUUUGUGACUGACAACAGCAGGAAGCACGAAAGGGCAAAGGUCAUCGAUGUGACGGUGCCCCUGCAGUGUUUGGUGAAGGACUCCAAGCUCAUUCUCACGGAGGCCACAAAGUCGGGCUUGCCGGGGUUCUACGACCCAUGUGUGGGCGAGGAGAAGAGCCUGAAGGUGCUGUAUCAGUUCCGAGGCGUGAUGCACCAGGUGCUGUCCGGGGACACAGAGCCACUCAGGAUACCAAAGCAAUCUCACAGGAUCGACACAGACACUUAGAGACCCUCCUCUGCUGGGCUGAAAAGGACAAGGCUUUGGGUUGCCAUGUAUGGAGAGGUGCGGAUGGACAGCUGGAAAAGUAUUAUGGACAGACAUUGAGUUCGAGAGACCUGGAGAGACCUUUUGCCCUUAGGCAUCCAUGUGUGUUCCUUUCCUUCUGUUGUCUAUAUAUAUAUGCAACAUAUAUAUAUAUUGGAAAUAUCUAUGUUUAUCAGAGGUGUGUAUUUUGGCAACGUUGUCAAUAAUGGAAGCCAUUUUUUUAAUUACUGGAAGAGUCCUGAGGCUUGUCUCACACUAAACUGCUGUUACUGCGAAGAUCCGCAUGUUUGUGUGUGCAUGAUCACACAUGCAUGCACAGGCAUUGUGAAAGCUUCUGUCAAUUUCUUCUGGUUUCCCCUUUGUCAAUGUCUACAAUUUUAUAUUUGCAUAAAAUUAGUGUCAUACUCAUGUACUUCUUUUACCAUGGCUCCCUGUGCAAAACCAUGCAUUACCUCUGUACCUCAUUCAGUGCUGUACACAGAGGGUGUACUGAACACUACAGUGCCUCAACCUGACCUUGUGUUUUGAAGUCUCGGUAUGUCCUCUGAACCAUGUAUUAUUGCCAUAUAAAAAGGCUGUGAUGAAUGCAGAUGCUGUCUGAAUCUGUCAACACUGCUUGACCAGUGAGGAUGAUGGUGGGGGACAUAUGGACUCCCCUUGCCCCACCCACCCACCCCCAGGGGUGUGCAGUCUUAUUUUUUUCUGUGCCCUACUUCUACGUGAAGUAACAAUCCCAGUCAGUAAUGAGCAUGUUAUAACGCCAAUCUCGUGGACGAAGAUAUGCCCUCUCGCCCACUACACGCUCUGUCACUUGACAUGAUCAGUCAGAUGUUAAGGGUGAAGAUAGCUGGAACUUCAUUUCAGGGUUGGUCAGCCCUUGGGGGGACCAGAGGGCCACAGGUUUUGCAAUUACCUUUCAAUUAGCCACCAGUUCACAGGAGGAGCAUCAGGUGAGCUGGCUUCCUGUUGCUAUCAUACCUUCAAAAUGACAAGAGAUGAGGUAGACAAAAAACUAUUUGAUCCUGCAGCCCUCAAACUCUGGCAUACCCUCUUUGGGAUACUAUGGCAAAGGGAACUGUACCUUAAUUUUUUCUUUGGUGCAAUGCUGCCUCCUUGUGUUUAUGCAAUUAUAAUGCAAGCAAUGACAUUAAAGGCAAAACAUCAUCUUAGUCCUCACCAGAGCUGUAUAUUAUGGGAAAGGUGACAGCCAACUUUUAACAAGUGUCAAGUGCAAUGUAAAGGUUUUUUAUCACAAAGCCAUUUGCUGAGGACACCACUGUUUAAAGCGAUCCAGUGGCUCCAGCUCCAUCUGUACUGUAUUACUCUAGGGCUGUAGGCAAAAAUAAACCACGACUAUCAUUUGUUUUUCAAUCAGUGUAAGUCAGCCAUGUCUGCCUGUUGUCACUAUAAAAUGUUGAGCCUUUAAAGGGUUUCAGAGUUGGAAUGUUUGAAUCUAUGCAUGUUCUUCAUUGAUUCUCUAGCUUUGCUAUGCUUAUACACCUUAGAGAGGGUCUUUGAGUAAGGUAUUGUUUUUUAAGUGAAGUCAUUGA
This is a messenger RNA of Megalops cyprinoides (Indo-Pacific tarpon), 3269 nucleotides long. RefSeq names its product DnaJ (Hsp40) homolog, subfamily C, member 11a (gene dnajc11a). NCBI's taxonomy places the organism in Eukaryota, Metazoa, Chordata, Actinopteri, Elopiformes, Megalopidae. The record is from RefSeq and is a predicted model, not a curated record. The transcript has 16 exons. Gene Ontology annotation, biological process: cristae formation. Bases 1 to 1680 code for a protein of 559 amino acids.